GGGCGCCGCGCGGGAAGUCCGAGCCGGCGGCGGCGGCGGCGGCGACGACCGGAGUAUGAGCCUGGAGCGCGAGCUUCGCCAGCUGAGCAAGGCCCAAGCCAAGGCCCAGAGGAGCGGGCAGCUGCGUGAGGAGGCAGCCUGCUGCCACCAGCUGGGGGAGCUGCUGGCCGGCCAUGGCCGCUACGCAGAGGCGCUGGAGCAGCACCGGCGGGAGCUGCAGCUCCUGGAGGGCGCGGGCGACAGCCUGGGCUGCGCGGUGGCGCACCGCAAGAUCGGGGAGCGCCUGGCGGAGCUGGAGGACUUCGCGGCUGCCCUGCAGCACCAGCAGCGCUACCUGGAGCUGGCUGGUUCCCUAUCCAACCACACCGAGCUGCAGAGGGCCUGGGCCACCAUAGGCCGCACCCACCUGGACAUCCACGACCACUCCCAGUCGAGGGAGGCCUUGCUGCAGGCGCAGGCGGCCUUUGAGAAGAGCUUGGCUAUCGUUGACGAGAAGCUGGAAGGGGUGCUGACUCCGCGGGAGCUGAGCGAGAUGAGGACCAGGCUCUACCUCAACCUGGGCCUCACUUUUGAGAGCCUGCAGCAGACGGCCCUGUGCAACGCCUACUUCAAGAAGAGCAUCUUCCUCGCUGAGCAGAACCACUUGUAUGAGGACCUGUUCCGUGCCCGCUACAACCUGGGAACCAUCCACUGGCGUGAAGGGCAGCUCUCCCAGGCCAUGCGCUGCCUGGAGGGGGCCCGGGAGUGCGCGCGCGCCAUGAAGAAGCGGUUCAUGGAGAGCGAGUGCUGCGUGGCGGUCUCACAGAUCCUCCAAGACCUGGGGGAUUUUUUGGCUGCCAAACGAGCCCUGAAGAAGGCCUACAGGCUGGGCUCCCAGAAGCCUCUGCAGAGGACGGCCGUCUGCCAGAGCCUCAAGUAUGUGCUGGCGGUGGUCCGGCUGCAGCAGCAGCUGGAGGAAGCCGAGGGCAGUGACCCUCAAGGCGCCAUGGCCGUCUGUGAGCAGCUGGGGGACCUGUUCUCCAAGGCAGGCGACUUCCCCAGGGCGGCUGAGGCGUACCAGAAGCAGCUGCGUCUCGCCAAGCUGCUGCAGAGGCCGGGGCCCGAGCUGGCCGUCAUCCACGUGUCGCUGGCCACCACCCUGGGAGACAUGAAGCAGCACCGCCAGGCCGAGCACCACUACCGAGAGGAGCUGAGGCUGCGCCAUGGCAACGCCCUGGAGGAGGCCCAGACCUGGUUCAACAUUGCGCUGUCCCGUGAGGAGGCCGGCGACGCGUACGAGCUGCUGGCCCCCUGCUUCGAGAAGGCCCUCAGCUGUGCCCAGCAGGCCCAGCAGCACCAGCUGCAGAGGCAGGUUCUGCGGCACCUCCACACCGUGCAGCUGAGGCUGCAGCCGCAGGAGGCCCACGGCACUGAAGUCCGACUGCAGGAGCUCCGUGUGGAGGAGGAGGAGGAGGAGGAGGAGGAGGGGGAGGCAGAGGCCAGCGAGGCCUGGGAGGCCAGUGAGCCGGAGCUCUCGGAGAGCGAGGAAGACGCUGACGGCCUGUCCCAGCAGCUCGAGGACGAGGAGCUGCAGGGCUGCCUGGGCCGGCGGAAGGUGGACAAGUGGAACCGGCGCAACGACAUGGGGGAGACCCUGCUGCAUCGGGCCUGCAUCGAAGGCCAGCUGCGCCGUGUCCAGGACCUCGUGAGGCAGGGCCACCCUGUGAACCCUCGGGACUACUGUGGCUGGACACCUCUGCACGAGGCCUGCAACCACGGGCACCUGGACAUCGUCCGCUUCCUGCUGGACCAUGGGGCCGCGGUGGAUGACCCAGGCGGCCAGGGCUGCGAGGGCAUCACGCCCCUGCAUGACGCUCUCAACUGCGGCCACUUCGAGGUGGCUGAGCUGCUCAUUGAGCGGGGCGCGUCCGUUACUCUCCGGACCAAGAAGGGCCACAGUCCACUGGAGACGCUGCAGCAAUGGGUGAAGCUGUACUGCAAGGAGCUCGACCUGGAGACGCGGCAGAAGGCUGGGGCCAUGGAGAGGCUGCUGCAGGCGACUGCGGGCCGAGCUGCCCACAGCGCCCAGGCCUCCCGGACGGUGCCCAGCAACCAUUUGUUUGACCCUGAGACAUCUCCUCCCUCGAGCCCCUGCCCGGAGCCACCCUCUCGAACCCCUGGACCUGCAGAGGCCUCCCAGGCCUACGUCAGGGCUCCUCCAGUGGCCACCAGGCCUCGGAGGAGCAGGCACUGGGUGGCCAGCAGCAGCAGCUCGGAGGACGAGGACGGCUCGGGUCACCCCCGGCCGUCUCACAAGAGGCCCCGGCACUCUCCCUCGGAGGCGGCUGCCGCGGGUGCUGGCAGGGCAGCCUACCAGGCGGCCAUCCGCGGCGUGGGCAGCGCCCAGAGCCAGCGCCUGGGGUCUGGCUCUCGGGGCCUGGCCAGAGCCCCCACCUCCCGGGCCGCACUCAUCCCUGAGGAGGAGUAUGUGGCUGGGGACUGGCUGGAGCUGGACACACCCCAAGCCCCCAGCCGGCAGAGCGGCCGCCCAGCCCGCCCCCAGGGCAAUGGGGACAGCAGAAGGCCUCGUGCCGCGGGCCAGGACAGUGAGGAGUGCCCUGCCAGGCCCCGGGCCCAGGCCCAGCAGACCCGCCCAGCCUGUCCUGAGGGCUGGAGUGCCCCCAGGAGCACAGGGGACAGCGGCCUGGCUGCAGAGCCUCCAAGGAGCCCCAGCACCCCCAGGGCCUCAGGCCCACCCUCGGGUCCGGUGCCGCCCCCUCCCCUCAGGGUCCGGGUUCGAGUUCAGGAUAAUCUUUUCCUCAUCCCUGUCCCACACAGCAGUGAGGCCCCUCCGGUGGCCUGGCUGGCCGAGCAGGCUGCCCAGCGCUACUACCAGACCUGUGGCCUGCUGCCCAGGCUCACCCUUCAAAAGGAAGGGGCUCUGUUGGCCCCACAAGACCCCAUCCCUGACGUGCUGCAGAGCAACGAUGAGGUACUGGCGGAAGUCAGCUCAUGGGACCUCCCCCCGCUGGCUGACCGCUACCGUCGGGCCUGCCAGAGCCUAGGGCAAGAGGAGCACCCGCAGGUGCUGCAGGCUGUGGAGCACCAGGACUCGGGCCCCUCGUUCAGUGCCUGCUCCCUGGCCCUGCGCCCGGCCCAGCUCACGCCCCUCCUACGGGCCCUCAAGCUCCACACGGCGCUCCGGGAGCUGCGGCUGGCAGGGAACCGGCUGGGGGACGGGUGUGCCGCUGAGCUGCUGGCUACAUUGGGUACCAUGCCCAGCCUGGUCCUCCUCGACCUGUCCUCCAACCACCUGGGCCCUGAAGGUUUACGCCAUCUCGCCACGGGCCUCCCAGGCCAGGCUGUGCUGCAGAACUUGGAGGAGCUGGACUUAAGCAUGAACCCGCUGGGGGACGGCUGUGGCCAGGCACUGGCCCUCCUCCUGCAGGCUUGCCCCGCACUCAGCACCCUGCGCCUGCAGGCCUGCAGCUUCGGCCCCGGCUUCCUUCUGAGCCACCAGGAAGCCCUGGGAAGUGCCUUCCGGGAUGCCACGUGCCUGGAGACCCUGUCCCUGUCCUACAAUGCCUUGGGUGCCCCUGCCCUUGCCAGGGCCCUGCACAGCCUGCCAGCCCACUCCCUCCUGCGCUUGGAGCUCGGCUCCGUGGCAGCCAGCAAGAGUGACCUGGGCCUCAUGGAGCCUGUGCUCAGAUACUUGACCCAGGAAGGCUGUGUGCUGGCCCACCUGAGCCUGCCUGCAAACCACCUGGGAGACAAGGCUGUGAGAGACCUCGGCAGCUGUCUCCCCGUCUGCCCCUCGCUUGUCUCCCUCGACCUGUCUGCCAACCCUGACAUCAGCCGCAGCAGCCUGGAGGAGCUCCUGGGCGCCCUUCAGGAGCGGCCCCAAGGCCUCGGCUUCCUGGGACUGUCAGGCUGUGCCGUGCAGGGACCCCUGGGCGCCGGCCUCUGGGACCGCAUCGGCGCGCGGCUGCGGGAGCUGCGACUGUGCAGCCGCCAGCUCCGCGCCGAGGACCGCGACGCCAUGCUGCAGCUCCAGCCCGGCGCCGGCGCGCUGCUUCGCGGCCGCAAGCUCUUCUUCCGGCGCCUUUGACCCCCGCCCCCAAGCCCCCAAUAAACGCAGCUGAAGCCGGCCU
This is a messenger RNA of Lepus europaeus (European hare), 4130 nucleotides long. RefSeq names its product tonsoku like, DNA repair protein (gene TONSL). The record is from RefSeq and is a predicted model, not a curated record. The coding region runs from base 56 to 4087 and encodes 1343 amino acids. The transcript is spliced from 26 exons. Lineage: Eukaryota; Metazoa; Chordata; Mammalia; Lagomorpha; Leporidae. Gene Ontology annotation, molecular function: protein binding.